CAAUGCCCCCCAAACAUGUUUUAACUCCCCCAAAUGGACCCAAAACCCCCCAAAUCCCCAUCCAACCCCCUCCAGAUCCCUUCAAAUCUUCCCCAGUGAGUCAAGCUCUGGACAGUAGAUUGUGCCCCAUGGAUGGGAUUGCAGAGGCUCCCUCAGGUCCCCAGGAUGAAUCAUCACUCUCUGCAAGUCCCUGCCAGGAGGUUGUAGCCAGGUGGGGCUGGGGCUGUUCUGCCAGGAAGCAGCAGUAGGACAAGAGGGCUGGGUCUUGAGCUGUGCCAGGGGAAGUUUAGGUUGGAUAUUAGGAAGCAAUUUUUUGUCUAGAGAGUAAUCAGGCCUUGGAAUGGGCUGGGCAGGGAGGGGGUGGAGUCAGCGUCCCUGGAGGUGUUGAAGGUGAGAGUGGAUGUGGCCUCAGUGCCAUGGUCUGGGAAGCACGGCGGGGUUGGAUCCAGGGUUGGACUUGAUGAUCUCGGAGGUCUUUUCCAAUGUGGCUGAUUCUGUGAUUCUCUGAUUCCCAUUCCUAUGGCAGCACAUGCUUGAGGCUCUAUCCCCAGGGUGAUAGAGAUGUCUGUCCAUAUCUAUCUCCAAGGUUAGUCUGUAAAUGUGUGGUGUUAGAAAAGCAGGCUGAGUUCUGGGCUGGUUGUAGAAGGAGAAAGAAGCCCAGAGGCCAGUGCAAGCAGGCAGCCCUGAGCUUGCACCUGAUGUCCCCUCCCUGCAGGUUCCUGUCCUUGAGCCCAGGCCCUGAGGUGAGGCUGAGAAGUGGCGCGGAGGUGAGCCCAGAGCUGUCCCUGAGGUGAGGCUGAGAAUAAGUGCAAGGCAGAGGUGCUGCUGAGGAAGGAGAGCCCCGUGGUGGGGAAGAGAGGCAAAGCUGUGAAUGCCCAUCCCCGAGAAGGUGCUGUGUCCAUCCCCUGUGUGCCAGGAUUUGUCCUUCCCAAAGCUUGGGCGGAUGGAGGAGGAGGCUGCGAGGAAGAGGAAGAUGCCUUGGGCCCCCCAGGCAGGCCCCGAGCUGAGGACGGAGAGCCCGGAGGACAAAUCCCCCCGUGAGACCCUGGUGGGAGAGGCCGUUUUGAAGGGCUCCCCGGCGCAGGAAGGCAGCGGGGAGGAAAAGGGCCGGAGAUCCCCCCUCAGGAGGGGCUCCAAAGCCAUCCCAGGGUGCUCUGAGGAGGAAAGAGCCAGCCUGUGCCGGGAAGGCAGCCGGAGCUUGAGGGGGAGCUCUGAGCUGGUGGUCCCUGAGCAGCCUCCCAGCAGGCAGAAGCCCUUCAGGUGUUUGGAAUGUGGGAAGAGCUUCAGGAAGAGCUCCGACCUCCUCAAGCACCAUCACAUCCACAGUGGGGAACGGCCCUACCUGUGUGGGGAAUGUGGGAAGUGUUUCAGGAACAGCUCCAACCUCCGCAGACACCAGCGCAUCCACAGUGGGGAACGGCCCUACAUGUGUGGGGAAUGUGGGAAGAGCUUCAGUGACUUAUCCACCCUCCGCAAACACCAGGUGAUCCACACUGGGGUGCGGCCCUACACGUGUAGGGAAUGUGGGAAGAGCUUUAGGGACAGCUCAAAGCUCCUCACCCACCAGCACAUCCACAGUGGGGAACGGCCCUACAUAUGUGGGGAAUGUGGGAAGAGCUUCAGGGAGAGCUCCAGCCUGAUCCGACACCAGCUUAUCCAUACUGGGGAACGACCCUACAAGUGCUUGGAAUGUGGGAAGAGAUUUCAGACCAGCUCAGAUCUCCUCGUGCACCAGCGGACGCACACGGAUGAGAGGCCCUUCCGCUGCCCCCACUGCGGGAAAGGCUUCAAGCAGAACUCCCACCUCGUCACCCACCAGCGCAUCCACAGCGGGAGAGGCCCUACAAGUGUGGGGAGUGUGGGAAGAGCUUCAUCAAGAGCUCAACUGUGGGGAAUCCUGCUGAUUGAAAAUGGAGGCAUUGGUCCUGACAACAUGUUGAUGCACUCUGAGAGAGGAGAAAAACAUCAAGAGAAAGCUGUCCCGUGAGAACAAGGACACUGUCCCAUGAGAACAACAACUUAUUUUGAACAAAGUGGCUGAGAAAAAUAUAAACAUGAGAAGAAAACAAGAACAGAUGUGCAGAGGGACUGUUAGAAAGUAGGACUG
Pseudopipra pipra is the source of this 2107-nucleotide messenger RNA. Its product is annotated as zinc finger protein 239-like. The record is from RefSeq and is a predicted model, not a curated record. The transcript is spliced from 3 exons. NCBI's taxonomy places the organism in Eukaryota, Metazoa, Chordata, Aves, Passeriformes, Pipridae. Gene Ontology annotation, cellular component: nucleus. Bases 872 to 1987 code for a protein of 371 amino acids. Gene Ontology annotation, molecular function: DNA-binding transcription factor activity, RNA polymerase II-specific; sequence-specific DNA binding. Gene Ontology annotation, biological process: regulation of transcription by RNA polymerase II.